UUUAACUGACGAGAAAUUGUUGCCCACAUAUUUGUCGGUAUUUGAACGCAGAAAUAAAUUUCGUUUUAUAGAAAGUUUUAUGAUUUAUACGAAACAGUUCUUAAUAUAUUACAUCUUUGAUAUAAAAGGCAGGCUGUUGGAAUAAAAUCAUAGCUUUUAAAUUGACAGAAAUAUGAGUGCCUUCAUUUGCAAGAAAAUAACUGGAAACAAGUAUAAACAGUGUAUAAUUAUUCUAUUCAAAAUUUCAACUGUACUACUCAAAGUUUAAAUAUGAAGACUAAUUAAAUAAUUAGAAAUCCGAUAAACACUGUAUACAAUUCUUCACUGUAACAUGUCACAGGAAAAUAAUGCAUAAGUAUUUUUAAUAGUCAAAAACGAGAUCUGAUUUGUUGAGGUCUUUGCCGCCGUAUAUGUUAACUUUAUGAAAACUUUGGCAGAAGAAUAUAUGUUAUAUGUGGUGCUUUAAACGUACAAAACCUAAGUUAUAUUAAAACAGUCUACGGAACAGUAUAUAUAACGUUUAUAGUUGUAAUUAUAAAAUAUCAAUGAAGAGAGCUAUAUUACACCUGGAGCUAACUGGAUAUGUAAUAUAAAUAAUAAUUCAUAUGCAUUUACAGGAUAGGAUGAACUUGAAGAUUGCAAAAUGUUUGUUGCUUAUGUUUAUUGCCAGGGGAAAAUUAUGUGUAUAACAUGUGCAUAAAACAGAUUGGUUAAAUAUGUGUUUAUUGGGAGAAGUAAAAAUCUUAUAAGUGUGUUGCAUAUAGAAAAACAUUUUCCUUAAAAAGAAAAGCUUCAUUUGUAUGAUAUAUGAAACAUGUCGCUUCUAAAUGGGAAUUAUUGGAAUAAAGAUGCAUGUGCUCAGACAAAUAAAUCUUAUACAUGUGAAAUGUGUCAUAAAUCAUGUAGUGGAAAACAGUAUUUAAAUCAGCAUAUGCUUACCCACAUGGAUGAGAAGGUAUAUGUAUGUGAUACAUGUCACAAGCCAUUUCCAAAAAGACGUCUUUAUGUAAGACAUAUACGUUCCCAUUUACUUGAAAAACCUCAUGUUUGUGAUACAUGUGGUAAAUGUUUUGCAGCAAAGAACAAUUUAGUGAAGCACGUUCGUAUUCAUACUGGUGAAAAACCUCAUAUGUGUGACAUAUGUAGUAAGUUGUUUUCUAACAGGAGUGACUUAAAAACGCAUGUUCGAUGUCACACGGGUGAGAAACCAUAUAAGUGUGAAAUAUGCAGCAAGUCUUUUGCUAAACAAAGUAAUUUAUUUUCACAUUAUCUUACUCACACAGGUGAGAAAUCUCAUGUGUGUGAUAUUUGUAACAAAGCAUUUGCUCUGAAAAGGAACUUGAAAAGGCAUAUUUUUAUACACACAGGUGAAAAACCUCACAUAUGUGAUGUGUGUCGGAAGUCAUUUACAAGCAAAGGUGAAUUAAAUAAGCAUAUGCAUAUACAUACGAAACUAAAAGUGCAUGCAUGUGAAAUAUGCAGCAAGUUAUUUGCAAAGAAAAGUGACUUGCUAACACAUCUUAACACCCAUAUAGGCGAGAAAUCUCGAUGCAUGUCUUCUGCAGCAACCUUGGUGACAGAAAACAGUUUUGCCACAGUCCAAGCUUAAGAAAGUGUGAUUUGUUGCCAACUGUAAAUGCCAUUGUAAACAAAAUUGACUAUGGUAAAUAAUAAAUUGUCAUUUCAUUCAA
Stegodyphus dumicola is the source of this 1691-nucleotide messenger RNA. RefSeq lists its product as uncharacterized. Gene Ontology annotation, cellular component: nucleus. Gene Ontology annotation, molecular function: DNA-binding transcription factor activity, RNA polymerase II-specific; RNA polymerase II transcription regulatory region sequence-specific DNA binding. NCBI's taxonomy places the organism in Eukaryota, Metazoa, Arthropoda, Arachnida, Araneae, Eresidae. The record is from RefSeq and is a predicted model, not a curated record. Gene Ontology annotation, biological process: regulation of transcription by RNA polymerase II.